UAUGAAGGCUAUGUUACUCUAAUGUUCAUAUGCAGUUGGAUCUAUAUACCGCAUCCAAUGGAGUUCUAAUUAGAAAUGCUGCCAGAACUAAUCCCAAAGAUCCUUCUAUCGAGUUGGGACCUGAAUUUGAUAAGUAGCAAUGGAUUUUCACUUAUGUACUUUGAAGGGUUCACGGUAAAGGGAUUGGGAUUACAAGGAGGAAGGAUGUUGCAUCUUUCUUGGGUAAGUAGGCCAAUGAAGAGAUGGUCAAUGCAAUGCAUGUUCUGCUUUUGUAUCUACGAAGUGCUCCAGAUGAUGAAAAACCUUUGGUUGCCAUACUUAUGCUGCACUUUGAUCUACUGGUAGAACCUCGGAAGUACAGCAUAUACAGUGAAGAGGCUGUUGAUGCAAUUUCUGCAUAAGUUAUGCAAAUGAGAGGUUGCAACAACAUUUCAACCGGCAUCUGUUAAAACUAGAACAGGAAGUGAGCAUCACACAUGGACCGUAUCUUUAGUAGUUUUGUUUAGUAUUUAUAUGAUGGGGAUUAUCGCUAAAAGCCGGAUAUUCUUUUUUGAUUCAUUUCUGUCGUCAUUAUUUAUUGUGCAAGAUUAGUUAUUGUGCAAGAUUAUUUAUUCUCUCAUUAUGUGUACUAUAAAGAAAAAUAUUUAUGUCAUUCUUGUGGAAAAUGUAGAUGAAUGUAUUUCAUUUUCAUAUUA
This is a messenger RNA of Syzygium oleosum, 695 nucleotides long. RefSeq lists its product as uncharacterized. The record is from RefSeq and is a predicted model, not a curated record. The coding region runs from base 76 to 345 and encodes 89 amino acids. Lineage: Eukaryota; Viridiplantae; Streptophyta; Magnoliopsida; Myrtales; Myrtaceae. The transcript is spliced from 4 exons.